Messenger RNA from Gongylonema pulchrum, 1530 nucleotides. The record is from the annotation of a GenBank genome assembly. Lineage: Eukaryota; Metazoa; Nematoda; Chromadorea; Rhabditida; Gongylonematidae.
AUGACAGCCUCCUCUGAUGACGAUACUGAUAUAAAUUUGGGGCAGAAUACACGCAUGCACGUAUACGCGUUUACAAUGAGAUUACAGGAUUCUCCAGUUUACGAAACGGAAUCGAAGAACGUGGAAACGAAUGAAGUUUGCUCGAUGUCUUGGCAUCGCAGUUCGCCCUCAAUGCUACUAGUAUUUACAGCCAAUUCAUGGCAGAUAUUUGAGCUAAGCGAUCUGAAUCGUUUGGUGACUUAUUAUUCUGAUGUGCAGAUCUGCGAUGGUAAAUUAUUGUCCGGUGAGCGAGCAGCAGUGUGUCGUGCUGACGGCACUAUCUAUAUCUAUCAGCUUCAUCAUCCGGUGGAUUUAUUAACAAAGCCCACGAUUGGAGCUGUCGGCGAUCCAUCGCUACUGGUAAUUUUGCAGGGCAGCGUGAAUGAGAAUCCAUGGCCAUCGCACACGUUAUUUUGUAUGUUGGAAUUGGAAAAGUACUAUUCGGUAUGCUGCAUCGAUUCGGAGAACUCUAUCAACCUAUGGGAAUUUGAUGAGAUUUCUCGGGAUCAUUCUCAAAACAAAGUGCUACUUCAACAGCCCAAACUGCGAACAAGUAUGGAGGAGCAGUGGCAGAUGAUCAAGCAUUCACCACCACCCAUUUGUGAUUUCAAGCUGAGUUGCCGGCGACUCUGUGGCCACAGAUCCGCUGUGACGUGCUUCCUCUAUCCGCACGAAGAACAUUCGCGAUAUGACCGGCAAGUAUUGGUUUCUGGUGCCAACGACUUCUCUGUUAUAACGUGGAAUCUGAAUACUGGCUCAAUUUUAUAUCGAUUCUGUGUGCAGGGUGGUCCCAUUCUGCGCAUGCUCAUUCCUCCCGAGAACUGCAGCCCAAGAAUACUGCAUACAAUUUGUUCGGUGGCUGGCGACAAUUCUGUGGCUCUUCUUUCUUUGAAAGAAAAGAGAUGCCUUUUAUUGGCAAGUCGUCAACUCUUCCCAAUAGUGGAUAUAAAAUGGCGACCACUGGAUGAUUUCAUGCUACUGAAGUGCGAAGAUGAAUCCGUCUACAUCUGGCAGAUGGAUACCGCAAGUUUGGAAAGGAUAGUAAACGGGCAGGCUUCUGAAGAAAUAUUGUUAGCUUGUGAUGGUGUCACUGAAGUGGACGAUGAAGCCGGUGCCUCGCAGGCCGUUCAAAUGUUUCGCGCUCUGAAAAACAAAAACAUUGCUGCUAUGAAGCAAAUUGCGACAGGUGGCCGUGUCGGGAAAGUUACGAGCACAACAGAGAAGGCUGUUGAGUUGCCGCCUCCGAUGAAUAUUCAGGCAAUCAAUAAAAAACCAGAUUCUCCGCAUUUGGUUUUCUUCAACAUUGAUUCGUUGAUCGCUGGUCUGUUAUCAAUCGAAAAUGAGUUAACGUCGGGCGAAACCAUGGAAAAUAAGUCGCUGUCGACAAUACUGAUGGGCAAGCAGCAGCCGGAGCCUCGCUCGGCGGCGGUCCCAAAAGUUGCUUGGCAGACCGGCUCCAAUCAUUAUUUGGAUGUUGCGAAGCUCUGUAUG